Messenger RNA from Macrosiphum euphorbiae (potato aphid), 831 nucleotides. NCBI's taxonomy places the organism in Eukaryota, Metazoa, Arthropoda, Insecta, Hemiptera, Aphididae. The record is from the annotation of a GenBank genome assembly.
AUGUCACAAUUUCAAAUCGAUUCAUCCGAUUGGAAAUUUAAAUUACAAAAAGAAAUCAAUGAACCAUCUGAUCCACGAUUAGCUAUUGAUGAAUUACGUACAUUAAUUAAAGGUGAUAUUUUUUUGAAAUCAAGAAUGGAUGAUGCAUUUAUGCUUAAAUUUUUAAGAGCUAGAAAAUUUCAAGUUAACAAAGCAUUUAAAUUGAUACAAAACUAUUUUGAAGCUAAAGAAAAAAAUCCAAAAUUAUUCAAUUUGACUUUUCCAUCCAAGAACAAAGUUUUUUUGGAGAGCGGGACAGUUUUUAUGUUACCACACAGAGAUCAGCACGGGCGUGAAAUUUAUGUUUUUAGAAUGGACAAGGUUUUACCUGGAAUUAGCAUAGAAGAUGUUUUUAAGAUAAACUUGAUGAUUUUGGAAGUUAUAUCUGAACACCCAGACACUCAACUUGCUGGUAUGAUUGCAAUCGCUGAUUUUACAGGAUUUAAGUGGUUGAAACACUAUCAAUAUUUAUCACCUUACUACGCUAAGAAGUCUGCUGAAGUUGUGCAAGAGAGUUUUCCAUUAAGAUUUCAAGGCUUUCAUUUUAUCAACGAACCAUUAUACUUAUACACCGUAUAUUCAAUCAUGAAACCGUUUUUGAAAGAAAAAUUGCGAUGUCGGGUUCAUUUUCACGGAAGUAAUUUCAAUUCUUUACACAAGUACAUUGCUCCUAAUAUUUUGCCAACAUAUUUUGAUGGUAAUUUGGAAUUUGAUCCUAUAACUUGGGCACAACAAUUCUUGAGUAAAGAACAGUAUCUUAAAGAACUAGGACAAUAUGGAUACAACAGGUGA